Messenger RNA from Triplophysa rosa, 2189 nucleotides. RefSeq names its product microtubule-associated protein 6a (gene map6a). The transcript has 5 exons. Lineage: Eukaryota; Metazoa; Chordata; Actinopteri; Cypriniformes; Nemacheilidae. The record is from RefSeq and is a predicted model, not a curated record. Gene Ontology annotation, cellular component: cis-Golgi network; Golgi-associated vesicle; microtubule. The coding region runs from base 432 to 1799 and encodes 455 amino acids. Gene Ontology annotation, molecular function: microtubule binding; calmodulin binding. Gene Ontology annotation, biological process: microtubule cytoskeleton organization; cytoskeleton-dependent intracellular transport; regulation of microtubule cytoskeleton organization.
CUGGUUUAUUUUUCGCAGCAGCUGAGUGGGCGGGGCCUUAGACGUGACCCCUCCCACUGCGGACGUUGCGUGAUGACGAUGCUAGCAGGUGAUCCAGCGCCUCUCGAUGGAUGCUGAGGAGAGAAGGCGGUCGGGAGGGGCAGCUGUAUCUUGCACAAAUUCUCAGUCUCUCUUAUCGUAAAGAGCUCAGGGUGACAGGACGGACAUCGCUGAGAAAAGCCAAAAUAUUUCACGCGUUAACAUCGUCAACGGGUCUCUUUAGCGCUUGAGCACAGUAAUGUCUCUUCUUCGAUUUGAAUUUGGAUUUGUAUCCUGUCAUCUUUGACAAGAGCGGACAUUUUGCGCAUCCGCCGUAAGAGGGUACAGUUCUGCAAACUGAUUUACAAAACAUCAAACCAAGGUAAGCGAUUGGCCCAAUACACGCCAACAUCAUGGCAUGGCCCUGUAUCUCCAGAGCCUGCUGUAUGGCUCGGUUCUGGAACCAGCUGGACAAUGCCGACAUUGCGGUGCCUUUGGUUUUCACCAAGUACUCGGACGUUUCCGAAAUGCAGCACCUUCACCUGCAGCAGCCCGCGCAGAAGCAGCCGCACGCGGUGCCCAUAGAAACACAGCCGCUUCACAACGAUCACGACGCGGUGACCAAAGGACCCAAAGGGGAGGAGAUAGUUAGCGGUUCCGUGAUGCGCCAGGACUUCAAACACUGGAAAGUUCGUCCCGAGCCCAGCUGUAAGCCCAGGAACGAGUAUCACUGUCCCGAGGUUCCUUUUAACAACAAGACCCAGUAUCAAAAGGACUUCAAACCCUGGCCUAUCCCAAAAAGGGGAGACCAUCCGUGGAUCCCCAAACCCAGUCCGACCAUCUCCGCGGGAAGUGACCGUAUCCACGAAAGGUCCAAAUACACCAAUGCAGAAAUGGACACUGGAGUGGAGAAAAGUGAGAUUGCAGACAAGGUGCAGGAAAAGGAAAUCUUGUCUAGUGAAAGGAAAAGGCAAGCUAAGAAAGUCACCGUGGCUUCCGAAAACAAAUCUGGAGGGGAUGCCGCCACUACCGAGGGCAAAGGGAGGGCAGCAGCCGAUGCCCUCAACCGGCAGAUCAAACAGGAAGUUACAUCUGGAAGCUCCUACAGGAACGAGUUCAAAGCCUACACAGAUGUGAAACCUGUGAAGCUCAUCAAGGCUAAGUCUCAGUAUCAGCCUCCCAAUGUGAAGACUGACCUGCAAACCAGCUACAGCGCCACAUACAGGGGUUGCCAGGCCAAACCAGAGGUUGAUGACAACAAGGCCCUGGAGAGGAGAAGGAUACGCACACUGUACCAUGAACCUUACAGAGAGUCCAGUAAGGCGGAAAGAACAAGUCUUCCCCGCUCCAAACCCAAAAAGAGCACUUCCACAUCCGCCGCGCCCGGGAAGCCACCGAAGAAGUCCAAGGAGAAGCAGGUGACGUCAGUGCGCGGUUUAAAGAAGAAGAGCUCCGAGAACCAGCCAGAGAGCAGACCGACGCAGGCCGACAAGGAGAAAAGUAAAGCGAUCAACAACAAACUGGCUGAGGCGAAAGAGGUUAUGCUAAAACAGUACCACUACAUUCAGCUCUGUCAGCCCAUCCGAGAUUUUGGUUGGGUGCAGACACUAAAGCAACAUCUGUGGCGCUGUACCCUGCCCGAUCCAAGUGAAUCUGAGUCUGGGCUCGGACGAGUCAGCGAUUAUUAUUCCGCGGGUACCUCUGGAGGAGAACCACUGGUGGAACGACCAGAACCACGGAGCCGGGGAGUAGUUCGAUUUGCUCCGGAUGUCAAGUACUGACAAAAAGCACAAAACUGAUCAACUGUUUCAUACGAUGAGUAAAGUCAAGGUCAAAGUUCAGGAAAGGAAGGGAGGCAGCUAUAGACAGAAUUAGAACCUAAAUAAUAAUAUUUUAAGACAUAUUUUUGCAGAACAAGCAAUCUGUGAAGUGCUGUAUGUACUGUAUAUACUGUAGUCUAUGUUAACUAUUAAGAUUAAAUUGUGAGCUUCCAAAUGAGAGAAAAAAGGAAACAAAGGAUACCUGCGCCCCAAGACUGUUUGCAACAAUUGAAAUGGUGCUAUACAUUUUCUGUUACGCUUUUUGUCAAAACAAUGUUUUCAUGAUCAUUUAGAUUAGCAAACAUCUCAUGUCAUUAAAAGCUUCAUUCUUGAAAAUAAAUAAAAUAAAGA